AUGGCGAUCCAGGAUCACUUCGACGUCAUGGAGGACGACGACGCUGCUUCGGUCAGUGGCAUCAGCUCAAUUCUGAGUGCCCACACGCCAGAGCGAGGGGGUGUGGACCCCACUGCAUCUGGCCGAGCGAUCGAGGCCGCCCUGGAGGAGGCCGAGCAGUUGAUGCGCCUUGGCUCUGCCACCCACACCGGCAUCAGAUCCGCCGGGAAGAAGUCUCUGUCCAGCAUCAUUGAUGCAUCCGAGCAGCUGCGGCAGCAGGUGCGGGAUCUGAGGAUCGAGAAUCACGAGGCCAAGGUGGAGCUGGUGACCCUCCGCGCCCAACUGGCUCAGAAGGAGAGCACGGCACAGCGUAUCGAGCACGAGGCCUCUCAGCAGAUUGCGGAGCGCGACCGCGUCCUGGCGGAGCUCAGCGCAGCCAAUGCUGCCAACCAGGAGAAGCUGGCGGCCCUCUCCGCCCAGGCGACAGCCUCGAGCACGCUGAGCCCCAGCGCGGCGGCGCGGCUGCGCUCGGAGCACGCCGCCGCCAUCACCCGCGCAGCGCGCAGUGCGCAGGCGGCCGCCGACCUGCAGGAGCGAAUGGAGGCAUCCGCGGCGCGCGCCGCCGACGCCAUGCGCUGCUGGACGGGAGUGCGCGACGGGCUGCAGCGGGAGGCCGGCCGCCUGGCGGCCGCGCUGGAGAGGAAGACUGCGGAGGCCCAGGACCUGCUGCAGGAGCGGGAGAUCCUGCGGGCCAAGGUCGCACUGCUGGGUGGCGCCACCCAGAAGAGGUCGGCCUGGGAGCCGGAGGACGCGGAGGUGGCGCGCUGGAGGCAGCGCGCAGAGUCGCUGGAGCACAGCCUUCGCGAGCGGGAGGGCGUGUGCCACAAGUACAAGCUGGCCAUCCGCGCGCUCAAGGCCAAGCUGACGGAAGCGGAGGAGCGGCAGGCGGGGCUGAAGCGUGGCGCGCAGGAGCGCGAGCUGGCGCUGCACGGCCAGAUCGUCAGGCUGCAGCGCCAGGCGGAAGACAAGGAGAUCGCUGCCAGGACAGCGGCCGCCCAGCUAGCGACCCCGCCGGCCUCGCCCCAGCGCCUGCCCGCGCAAGCUGCUGUGCCUGCACAGGCCGCCGCGCUGCAGCAGCAGUCGCUGCGAGCGCAGCUGGAAGUGGGGCUGGCCGCCGCCAGGGAACAAGACCCGGGCCAGGAGCUGGCGGGCGCUCUUAGAUCUGCCGGCCUGGAGCUGGCAGGUGAAGACGCGGAGGCCCACAAGUCCCCCCUGCGCCCCACCCCUGCCGCCGCUGCCGACCCAGCGGCAGAGGCCACGGGUGCCGCAGCGCAGGGACCGGCCCCGGGCGACUGGGCCUCGGAGCUGGGCCGGCACGAGGAGACGCUGAAGGGCCUCGAGGCGCGGCUGGCCGGAGCGCCCCUGGACUCCACCAAGGUUUCCCCAGCCAGGCCGGGGCAGACCCCCGUGCGGGAGGGCGACGAGAGGGCCCGCCUGCGUAACCUUGGCGUGAUGCUCGACCGACUGGCCGAAAAGCAAGUGAAGCACAGGACGGAGGCGCCCCGCCUGAUUCAGGCCGCCUAA
This is a messenger RNA of Auxenochlorella protothecoides, 1563 nucleotides long. RefSeq lists its product as hypothetical. Bases 1 to 1563 code for a protein of 520 amino acids. NCBI's taxonomy places the organism in Eukaryota, Viridiplantae, Chlorophyta, Trebouxiophyceae, Chlorellales, Chlorellaceae. The transcript is spliced from 6 exons. The record is from RefSeq and is a predicted model, not a curated record.